Myripristis murdjan (pinecone soldierfish) is the source of this 9002-nucleotide messenger RNA. Its product is annotated as nipped-B-like protein. Gene Ontology annotation, biological process: brain development; heart morphogenesis; regulation of gene expression. The record is from RefSeq and is a predicted model, not a curated record. Gene Ontology annotation, cellular component: Scc2-Scc4 cohesin loading complex. The coding region runs from base 412 to 8322 and encodes 2636 amino acids. Gene Ontology annotation, molecular function: cohesin loader activity; chromatin binding. The transcript is spliced from 47 exons. Lineage: Eukaryota; Metazoa; Chordata; Actinopteri; Holocentriformes; Holocentridae.
UCAGAAGCCUCUCUGUUUUUUCCACGUUUGAUUGUUUUUUUCUAUUUCCUCUCCCCCGAAACCAAGUGGAAUCCACUCGCACAGCCCUCCUCUGCCGGGGGACACAAAUCGGUUCAAAGGCCGGCUUUUUUUGCGGGGAUGUUUCCCCCCUUGCAGCACCUAUGUUCGCCGUGAGAAGGAGGAAAACCCCCAGCCUCCCCGAGCCGGAUCCUUGUUGUUAUGUUAUUACUCGGAGGAGCUGUGUGAAGUGUAGGACGGAGAGGGAGCUAUAGAGGCUCGUCUCCGGCACCUCUCAGACCCACUUCUCUCUCUCAUCAUAUCCUGAGCAUUUGGGAGAUGUGAGGACUAGAAAGGGAUCAGUGACAUUGAGCAACCUGUGCAUUGACACGACCCCCUGGCCCCAUCUUCAGCAUGAAUGGGGAUAUGCCUCAUGUUCCCAUUACUACUCUUGCUGGAAUUGCUAGCCUGACAGACUUGCUGAACCAACUGCCCUUGCCCUCUCCUCUUCCUGCCACUACUGCUAAAAGUCUCCUGUACAAUGGGAGGAUUUCUGAAGAAGUCAGCAGCCUGUUGGGGUGCCGGGACGAGAACCUGGUGUCCCAGCUGGCACACAGCCUUAACCAGGUCUCCACCGAGCAUAUAGAGCUGAAGGACAACCUGGGGAAUGACGACCCGGAGGGCGACAUGCCGGUGCUUCUGCAAACAGUGCUGUCCAGGAAUCCUAAAAUCUUCAGGGAGAAAAGUAUAAUGCAGCAGCCAAUGAUACAACAGUACAAGAUGUCUCAAAAUCCUGUGCAUGGAAGUCCAGCAUCAAACUAUCAGCAAACCACUGUCCCACACAGCCCCUCCAGCCGCUUUGCCUCGUCACAGUCUGGGUCAGGCACACGGUUUGUGCCCCAGCAGAACAGCCCUGUGCCCAGCCCAUAUGCACCUCAAAGCCCUGCAAACUACAUGCAGUACAAUCACCCACCCAGUUACUCUCAACACCAACAGAUUCAGCAAGUUGCCAGUCCACUGGUUUCUGGUGGUGUGAGGACUGUCCAUGACAACAAGGUCUCUGGACAGCUAUCAAACAACUCAUCCAAUCAUAAUGCGAGACCAGGCUCCAACGAAGACUACCUGAACAUGGUCCCACGACUUGGAAAUGAGCAGGAGAGUGACCCUACCAUGAGGGCAGCCUCCUUCCCAGUUAGAUCGCCACAGUCUGUCUGUUCCCCUGCUGAAGGUGAGGGGACCGCCACCAAAGCAGGGUCAAGACCUCCUCUUAUUGUGCAGUCUCCGCCCCCCUACAUAUCACCACACGACUCGGCAGCUCCUGAACUGCCUCUUGUCUCUGCUGACCGUGAAAAGAUGCACAAAAAACUGAGUAAAGAGGAAAAUGAGCAGAUGGACAAAGAUGCCUUGUAUGACAUUGUUAGGUCUCCAUCUAAAGACUCUGCCAAGCUGACUUUAAAACUAUCCAGAGUGAAGUCUUCAGAGAUGGAUCAGUCCGGAGAACUCUCUCCUAGGGCAGAUGACGAAUUAAACCAUGAUGCUGAUUUGAUGAACAAUAAUCAGUUGUCAAGGACAGGACAGGCCUCGUCGCACAGGUUAGAUGCUGGGAAGCAGGCAGGUUGUCAGCAGGCUCCUGCUCACCCAAAUACCAAGCAGUCUGGGGUCAUCAGUGGGGUUGUGUAUGAUGACGCUGAGAUGGAAGCGCUUGCUGAGAUUGAGAGGAUAGAACGUGAGUCAGCCAGCGAGAGGGAACGGUGCUCUAAAGAAGUUCAGGAUAAAGACAAGCCACUGAAGAAACGGAAGCAAGACUCGUAUCCUCAGGAACCUGGAGCUGGGGGCACAGCUGGGGCCAGUGGAGGGCCUAGUAUAGGAGGGGGCAACGUGGGCAGCAAGUUGACACCUCAGGAGGCUAGUGCUGCGAGUAAUGGUGCCAAUCGGCCUGCUUUGAUGGUCAGUAUUGAUCUACAGCAUGCUGGCAGAUGUAAAGGACAGCCAGAAGUGGCCUUGGAAGCACAGCACUUGCGUGAGGACCGUCUACGACAUCUAAAAUCAAAGACAGGUGGAGAAACAGUCAAAGAUGGAGAAAGAGGACCGGGGAACACUAAACACCGCACCGACAACUCCAGGAAGCCGAGCUCAGAUGGCCGACCAGAAAUCCACAAACACAAGCAAGACAACCGGCGGGAUUCAAAGCACCGACAUGAAAGCAAAUCUGACAACAGCAAGGGAAACUCCGAUGGCAGAGGGACUGACGCCCCACGACAGAAGCAUGAUGGCCGCUCUGAUUCUGGCCACAGAGAAGAAAAGCACCACCACAGUGACCAAUCCCGUAUCCGCCAUUCAGAGUCCCUAAAGUCAUCAAGUAGGGAUGAGCGUAACUCCAGAAUUGGGCAAGACAGGGACAAGGACAGGCACAGAGACAGGGACAGGGACAGGGAUAGGGACAGGGAUAGGGACAGGGAUAGGGACAGGGACAGGGAUAGGGAUAGGGAUAGGAAGAAGGAUAGGACUAGGGACAAGGACAAAGACAAGGAUAGAGUCAGGGAACGGAAACACAGGACUGAGUCUGGUGAAAACCGGAACAGACACUCUCCUGACGAGCACACUAAGCCUGACAAACCCAGAGUGAAGCACGACAACAGAGGAUCAGCAGAUCACAGUGGUCGCCAGAGGACAGACACUUCCAUCCUUCAAAAUCCCCAAAAGAAGGAGAAGGGAUGUGAGGAUAGUAACAGGAAACGCGAAGAUGUAAACAAGCGGCCAUCUUUGGAGGCAAAACCUGUAGAGUUCCCCCCAUACCUGCUGGGCGGCAACUCGGGAAGUUUGAAGAAUUUUGUGAUUCCUAAACUAAAGUCUGAUGGGAGGGAUAAGGAUCCAGCUGGAGCAAAGUUUCUUGAGCCUCGGGUCAGCCUGAAGAGAGUUUCAUUAGUCGAGAACUUGAACAAAGGAGCUAAGCCUGUUGUUGUGCUUAAGAAACUCACUGUUGAUGAGGUAAAGAAGAUCAUUAGGGUGAGAGAAGGCAGGAACAGCUCCACGUCCAGGAACUGCUCCUCCUUUGACAAAUCACGGAAAGAGAGAGAUUCCACCAUGAGUGACAGGGGGAACGUGUGCAAGCGCAGGCACAGCAGGCACAGUGAGACACCCAAAUAUGCCGAGGACUCAGAUGAAGACGAUGAUGACUCUGUGACUGAGUCUGCACGGAAAAGGCACAAAAAGGAUCAGGACAAGCCAUGGGAGCAAGAGGAGAAGAGAGGCUCCAAAGAGCACCGGCGAAGUGGAGGAUUUCCCGACGCUCGCCGGGGGUCCAGUAGCCGCUACCGUGAACGCAGCCCAGAGGACUCAGACGGAGACUCUCCCGCCCCAAGCAUGAGUGAUGUUGCCAGAAAAAUGAGGAAAAAGGAGAAACAGAAAAAGAGGAAGGCAUAUGAGCCCAAGCUGACACCAGAGGAACUGAUGGACUCCUCCACAUUUAAGCGAUUCAUGGUGACUGUGGACAACAUUCUGGAGAACCUCGAGGAUGUGGACUUCACCGCUACAGAUGAUGAUGAGAUCCCUGAAGAGCUCUUGCUUGGGAAGCACCAGCUGAGUGAGCUGGGGAGCGAGUCUGCUAAGAUUAAAUCCAUGGGCAUCUUCAACAAGCUUCCAUCUGACAGACUGAUAAAGAUCUUGAACAUCCUGGAGAAGAACAUUCAGGAUGGGGCCAAACUCUCCACAUUAAUGAAUCAUGAUAAUGAUGCCAUGGAUGAAGAGCGGUUGUGGUGUGACCUCAUCAUGGAGCGAGUGACUAGGUCUGCUGAUGCCUGUCUGACUGCGCUCAACAUCAUGACCUCCCCACGCAUGCCAAAGGCCGUUUACAUAGAGGAUGUGAUUGAGAGGGUGUUGCAGUACACCAAGUUCCAUCUGCAAAACACUCUUUACCCUCAGUACGACCCGGUCUACAGAGCGAACCCCCAUGGAGGUGGCAUGCCUAAUUCAAAAGGCAAGAGAGCAAAGUGUUCCACACACAAGCAGAAGGUGGUGGUCAGGCUCUACAACAAAGUGUGUGACAUCGUGUGCAGCGUGUCCGAGCUCCUGGAGAUCCAGCUGCUGACUGAUACCACCAUCCUCCAGGUGUCGUCCAUGGGCAUCACACCGUUUUUUGUGGAGAAUGUCAGUGAACUCCAGUUAUCUGCCAUCAAACUAGUGACAGCGGUUUUCUCUCGUUAUGAGAAGCACAGACAGCUCAUUCUUGAAGAGAUCUUCACCUCGCUGGCCAGACUACCCACCAGCAAGCGCAGCCUCAGGAACUUUAGGUUAAACAGCAGUGACGAGGAUGGAGAGGCCUUGUAUAUCCAAAUGGUCACAGCCCUGGUUCUUCAGCUCAUCCAGUGUGUGGUGCAGCUCCCCUCUGAAAAGGACACGGAGGAUAAGCAUGAUAAGAAGGUGGAUCAAGCUGUCCUCAUCACAAACUCCUAUGAAACUGCCAUGAGGACCGCUCAGAACUUCCUAUCAGUUUUUCUCAAGAAGUGUGGCAGCAAGCAGGGAGAGGAAGACUACCGCCCUCUGUUCGAGAACUUUGUUCAGGACUUGCUGUCGACAGUGAACAAGCCUGAGUGGCCUGCAGCUGAACUGCUGCUGAGUUUACUGGGACGGUUGCUGGUGCACCAGUUUCGUAACAAGCAGACAGAAAUGGCCCUCAGGGUGGCAUCGUUGGACUACCUUGGCACUGUUGCUUCCCGUCUGCGUAAAGACGCUGUCACCGGCAACAUGGACCAAAAAGCAAUCAACCGCAUCCUUAAAGAGACUCCAGGCAGCGAUGAGACCCAGCAGCUGCAGAAGGCCUUGCUCGACUACUUGGAUGAGAACACAGAGACAGACCCGUCUCUGGUGUUUGCCAGGAGGUUUUACAUUGCCCAGUGGUACAGAGACACUACAAGCGAGACAGAAAAAGCCAUGAAGUCUCAAAAUCAGGAAGAUGACUCACCAAAAGGUCGACGUCAUGCCAACGAUGUUGAAUUAUCUGGUGAGAUUAUGCAGAAGGCUGAGGCACAAAGAAAGUUCCUUCGUAAAGUCAUGAAGACUUCAUCAUCACAAUUCAACACACUGAGAAACAGCUCGGACACUGUGGACUAUGAAGACUCCUGUCUGAUUGUCAGAUAUUUGGCCUCUAUGAGGCCGUUUGCACAGAGCUUUGAUAUUUAUUUAACACAGAUCCUAAGGGUGCUGGGUGAGAGUGCCAUUGCGGUCAGAACUAAAGCCAUGAAGUGUCUCUCUGAGGUUGUGGCUGUGGAUCCUAGUAUUCUGGCACGGUUGGACAUGCAGCGUGGCGUUCACUGUCGCCUCAUGGACAACUCCACCAGUGUGAGAGAGGCAGCGGUGGAGCUGCUAGGCCGUUUUGUGCUGAGUCGCCCUGAACUCAUUGAGCAGUACUAUGACAUGCUCAUUGAAAGAAUAUUGGAUACAGGUAUUAGUGUGAGGAAGAGGGUCAUCAAGAUCCUGAGGGAUAUCUGCUUGGAGCAGCCCACCUUCCACAAGAUCACUGAGAUGUGUGUCAAGAUGAUCCGAAGAGUCAGUGAUGAAGAGGGGAUCAAGAAACUAGUAAAUGAGACUUUCCAGAAACUGUGGUUCACCCCAACACCGAGUCACGAUAAAGAUGCCAUGAACAGAAAGAUCCUCAACAUCACAGAUGUGGUGUCAGCUUGUAAAGAUUCAGGCUAUGACUGGUUUGAGCAGCUUCUCCAAAAUCUCCUGAAGUCAGAAGAGGAUUCGUCUUAUAAACCAGCCAAGAAAGCCUGCAUUCAGUUGGUAGACAAUCUAGUGGAGCACAUGCUGAAAUAUGAGGAGUCUCUUGACGACUGUGAGAACAAAGGGGUCAACUCAGGUCGUCUGUUAGCAUGUAUCACUACCCUCUACCUGUUCAGCAAGAUCAGACCGCAGCUGGUGAUCAAACAUGCCAUGACUAUGCAGCCGUACUUGACUACAAAGUGCAACACCCAGAAUGACUUCAUGGUGAUCUGUAAUGUGGCUAAGAUCCUGGAGCUGGUCGUGCCCCUGAUGGACCAUCCUAGUGAGACCUUUCUCACCACCAUAGAAGAAGACCUCAUGAAGCUGAUCAUCAAAUAUGGCAUGACGGUUGUUCAGCACUGUGUGAGCUGUCUUGGUGCCGUUGUGAACAAAGUCACACACAACUACAAGUUUGUUUGGGCUUGUUUCAAUCGCUUCUAUGGAGUUCUGGCCAAGCUGAAGACACAGCACCAAGAGGAGCCCAGCAGCCCUGCUCAUGUCGCUCAUAAACCUGCUCUGCUACGCUCACUGUUCACUGUGGGGGCUCUCUGUCGAUACUUUGACUUUGACCAGGAGGAGUUCAAGGGCGCUAACAAGGUUAUCAUCAAAGACAAAGUGUUGGAGCUUCUGUUGUACUUCAGCACUCACGAAGAUGAAGAGGUCCAGAUCAAGGCCAUCAUUGGUCUAGGCUUCCAGUUCAUCAUGCACCCAGCACUCAUGUUUGUGCAGGAUGUGAAGACUCUGUACCAUGACAUCCUGUCAGAGAGAAGGGAUGUGGUCAAUCUAAAGAUCCAGGUGCUGAAAAACCUGCAGACGUACCUACAGGAGGAGGACUGUCGAAUGCAGGAGGCCGACCGCGAAUGGAAGAAGGUGUCCAAGCAGGAGGAUCUGAAGGAGAUGGGCGACAUCUCAUCAGGCAUGAGCAGCUCCAUCAUGCAGCUUUACCUGAAGCAGGUGCUGGAUUCCUUUCUCCACACGCAGUCCAGCGUUAGGCACUACGCCCUCAAUGUCAUUGUCCUGACACUCAGCCAGGGCCUCAUUCAUCCUGUACAGUGUGUGCCCUACUUGAUUGCCAUGGGAACGGACCCUGAGCCCACCAUGAGGAACAAGGCUGAUCAGCAGCUGGUGGAGAUCGACAAGAAAUACACAGGCUUCAUCCAUAUGAAGGCUGUAGCAGGGAUGAAGAUGUCCUACCAGGUGCAGCAGGCCAUCACCGGAUCCAGAGACACGGUGAUCCGAGGUUUCCGUCAGGAUGAGACAAACUCGGCUCUGUGCUCUCAUCUCUUCACCAUGGUCCGAGGAAACAGGCAACAUAGGCGAGCUUUCCUGCUCUCCCUGCUCAACCUGUUUGAUGACAGCUCUAAGACAGAGGUGAAUAUGCUUCUGUUCAUAGCAGACAACAUGGCCUGCUUCCCCUACCAGAGCCAAGAGGAGCCCCUGUUCAUCAUGCACCACAUAGACAUCACUCUGUCUGUGUCUGGGAGCAACCUGCUGCAGUCCUUCAAGGAGUCUCUGUUGAAAGAGCCGGUACAGCGGCAAAAGAAGAAAAAGCCGCCUCGGAAGAGAAAAUACUGCUCUGAGGACGAGGACGAGGAGGAUGAGCAGGACAGUAGCAGUUCGAGCAGCAGUGACGAGGACGAUGAGAUAAUCCGAAGGCCAAAGAAAUCCUCCAAGUCUCAGGAUUCUGAUUCUGACUCCGACGUGGAAGACGUGGAUAAAGUGAUGGACCGUCUGCCUGAACACCCCGGCCCUCUGCUGGACUUUGCCAAUGCUUCCCAGGGAGUCCUGCUGCUGCUGGUGCUGAAGCAGCAUCUGAAGAAUCUGUAUGGUUUCUCAGACAGUAAAAUCCAGAAGUAUUCUCCGACGGAGUCAGCCAAGGUGUACGACAAGGCGGUGAACAGGAAAUCGAAUGUGCACUUCAGCCCUCGGCAGACUCUGGAUUUCCUGAACAGUGAUCUAGCCAGCUCAGAUCUCAGCUAUGAAAUCAAGAGGAGUAUUGUGAAGCAGUACUUAGAUUUCAAGUUACUGAUGGAGCACUUGGACCCUGAUGAAGAGGAUGAGGAGGGUGAAACAAGUGCUAAUGCCAGAAACAAAGCCAUCACUUCACUGUUGGGUGGCCCCAGCACCCGGAACCACAACCACCACCAUCAAACCGCUCCAGAAGAGACAGAUGACGAAGACAGUGACGAUGAUAAACCCCCUGCUCGGCGAUCGAAGAAAGGUGGGGAUUCCGCAGAGGCUUCAGGUCACAUGAAUAAAACAGUGGAGGCUAUGGACGUCAUCGCCAUCUGCUGUCCCAAAUACAAAGACCGACCACAGAUUGCCAGGGUCAUCCGAAAGACCAGCUCUGGCUACAGUAUACACUGGAUGGCCGGGUCUUACUCUGGGCCCUGGGCCGAGGCCAAGAAACGGGACGGUCGCAAACUGGUGCCUUGGGUGGACACUAUCAAGGAGUCGGACAUUAUUUACAAGAAAAUUGCCUUGACAAGUGGACACAAGCUCACCAACAGAGUGGCGCAGAAUUUACGGGCAUUAUAUGCUGCUAAGGAAGGGACUAAAAGUUAAUUAACCCAAGUUUCUCAGACCCUUUGCAGCCAAACUCCAGAGGGAUCCAUUAUUUUAGAAACAGAGAAGACAAAACCUCAUUUGAAAAAAAAAAAAAAUGUAAGGACCUAAUAGAGGAGGACUAUUGUGAACUCUGACCUGUGGUGAAAGCCACGGCAUGUUUAAGUUAAACAGAAAAAAACACAAACGAGAAGGAAAUGUUUGGGAAAAACAUUGUGUGGGAGCUCCUUCGCUGUUGUGCAGCAACUUGGUUGUUUGAUUUUUACUCCCACUGUAUUAUCAUUUAACUAAAAACACAUGUUUAUAUCUGAAAAAAUGUACAAAAAUAGUGAAUGUUGGAAAUUAGUCUGUUGAUGAUGUUCUUAAUAAAGUGUUCUUGGAGUUUAACCUAGUACCUGAUGGAUUUAUUUAGCUUACCUGCGUUUCAGCAACUUGUACAUGUUUUUUUUUCUUCCCUAUUACACUCCUUUUUUUGUUUACCCACGCUGUGUAAUGGAGUCUCUUUGAUAUAAUUUAUUAUGUUAAAAACAAUGCAGUAUCUGUGCCUAUAUGCAGGGGAAGUUAUAUUGUUUUAAAUAUAGAUUUUGAUGUAAAAGUUCACCGAGCAAGAGAAAAAGGAUCCCCAGCACUCCUGGUGAAACAAAUACUGCAAUAAAGUUUUUUUUACCUCUCUUUGUUAC